AUGGCAGCUUGCAAACCAGGUUACUAUGGCAACGCCUGUGUGACCCGUUGUCCUUUUAACUGCCUGCCUAACGCCAAUGAUAAUUUAGUUCGCUGCGACUUCACUUCCGGAACUUGUACAGAAGGAUGCAUCGACGGACGGUUUGGACCCAUGUGCGAGCGCCAGUGCAAUCAGACCUGUGCCGGAAGUGCAAAGCGCUGCCAGAGAGACGGCGUGUGUAGCGACGGUUGCAUUAAUGGUUACUAUGGGGACUAUUGUCAGCACGCGUGCGCGGAUACCUGCACGGAUAAUACGUGCGACCGGAAGUCAGGCAUCUGCGCGGACUGUCUACAGGAUCGCACGCCCCUCUGCCGCGACGCAGGUAUGGUAUCCGAAACCGGAAUUAUGGUUAACCUAUCACGACACCCGCACCUUCGCCCAUGA
This is a messenger RNA of Dreissena polymorpha, 423 nucleotides long. Its product is annotated as scavenger receptor class F member 1-like. The record is from RefSeq and is a predicted model, not a curated record. Lineage: Eukaryota; Metazoa; Mollusca; Bivalvia; Myida; Dreissenidae. The transcript has a single exon. Bases 1 to 423 code for a protein of 140 amino acids.